ACCAUGGGUGUUCUCCCAAACUGCCUCUGGUUUUGCACUCUCAUUUAUUCUCCACCACCCCCCACUAUCUCUCAAACCUUUCACUAUAUAAGAAAACUCCCCCCUUUGUCACCCCAGAAAACCACAAAUUCAGACAAAAUCAAAAGUCUUGCACUCAUCCAAAUCCUCUCCAGCCUAAACUCUUGAGUUCAGGGAACCCCAAAAUCAAAAGAAGAAGAGAUAUGAGUUCUGCAAGGAAAGCUUGGUUGGUGGCAGCAACAAUUGGGGUGGUGGAGGCAUUGAAAGAUCAAGGGGUCUGUAGGUGGAAUUAUGCAUUGAGAUCAGUUCAACACCACGCCAAGGCUAACAUCAGACAGUAUUCCCAGGCUAAAAAGCUGUCUACCCCGUCUUCGUCUGCUUGGUCAAAGAAACUGAGAGAUGACAAGUUGAAGCAAUCUGAAGAGUCCUUAAGAAAAGUUAUGUAUUUAAGCUGUUGGGGUCCUAAUUAACCCCUCCUUUCUACAUUAUUUUGUGUAUAUAAUACUAAAAUUUCCAUCAGAAACAUGGCUCAACUUCCCUUUUCCUUUACA
Molecule: messenger RNA, 569 nt
Organism: Theobroma cacao (cacao)
Lineage: Eukaryota; Viridiplantae; Streptophyta; Magnoliopsida; Malvales; Malvaceae
Source: RefSeq, a predicted model, not a curated record